AUGCGCUCAAGGAGCUUGGAGGUGAGUGGCAGCAGGGAGAUGGGUCUGAGGUUGUUGGGGUCCCCGGGAUCCAGGGAGGGCUUUUUGAGGAUGGGGAGGGAGAGAUUGAAGAUGUGGGUGAGGGAACGAUUAAACAAUGCUUCUUUGGUAUUGGGGGGAGGAAAAGCAAGAUGUCAUUGGUGUCAGUAGGAGGAAUAGUGCCCCAUCAUUGGUGUCAGUGGGAGGAAUAGUGUCCCAUCAUUGGUGUCAGUGGAGGAGGAAUAGUGUCCCAUCAUUGGUGUCAGUGGGAGGAAUAGUGCCCAUCAUUGGUGUCAGUGGGAGGAAUAGUGCUCCAUCAUUGGUGUCAGUGGGAGGAAUAGUGCCCCUCAUCAUUGGUGUCAGUGGGAGGAAUAGUGCCCCAUCAUUGGUGUCAGUGGGAGGAAUA
Molecule: messenger RNA, 424 nt
Organism: Staurois parvus
Lineage: Eukaryota; Metazoa; Chordata; Amphibia; Anura; Ranidae
Source: the annotation of a GenBank genome assembly